This is a messenger RNA of Trichogramma pretiosum, 1789 nucleotides long. RefSeq names its product zinc finger protein OZF-like. The coding region runs from base 142 to 1749 and encodes 535 amino acids. NCBI's taxonomy places the organism in Eukaryota, Metazoa, Arthropoda, Insecta, Hymenoptera, Trichogrammatidae. Gene Ontology annotation, biological process: regulation of transcription by RNA polymerase II. The transcript is spliced from 3 exons. The record is from RefSeq and is a predicted model, not a curated record. Gene Ontology annotation, molecular function: RNA polymerase II cis-regulatory region sequence-specific DNA binding; DNA-binding transcription factor activity; zinc ion binding.
GCGAGUAUCUGAAUUCCUCGGUGAGCAAGUGUUUACAUAUUGGCCAAAUCGAGAUAUACCGUAGGCUAAUCGAGGAGUUUAACCUCAAAUAUUUUCUCAGCGCAAUUCGUGAAAAGUCAUAGUGAUAUUGCAAAAAGAGUAAUGGAAAACAAGGAGGACAUAGUGAGAGUGAAAGAGGAACCGAACGAUAUUUUGCCAGACGUGGUAGAAGGUAUUUUCGAUUCAGUGAACUUCUGCGACGUCAAAAACUUUGAAACGAUCACGUUUUAUAAAUCAUCGAAAAAGUCAGAUGAAAAAAUAUUCGUGGAUUUUGAGUGCAAAGAUGUUAAACUUGAACUGUCGUCUCCGUCGUCAACCAUCUACAAAACUGAGUACCAGGGUUAUCAACCUAUUGUGAAAAAAGAAAACGAGAGUCAAACCGAUUAUUUGAGUGAUGAGCUUGACGAAUUCAGGAAGGUCAAAAUAUCGGAAAAAAGAACUGAAACCAAGUUAUUUAGUCGGCGCAAUGUGUGUCAAAUAUCUCAUCAAGGAAAAGCGAGUCCAACAAAAAUCAAUCUCACGCAUAAAAGCAAUAAACCAUAUGAAUGUGACGUUUGUCAUAAAACAUUUGGAUACCAGCAUGCAUUAAAACGUCAUAUAAACACAAUACAUGAUCGUAACAAACCCUUUGAAUGUGAUAUUUGCCACAAAUCAUUUCUACACAAAGGCCAACUUAAAGUUCACAUAACUGUAGUACACGAUCGCAGCAAACCCUUCGAGUGUGAAAUUUGUCACAGAUCAUUUGGAUACCAACAUGUACUAAAAAUACACAUAAAUGGAGUACAUGAUCGUAGAAAACCUUUUGAAUGUGAGAUUUGUCAGAAACCAUUUGGAUUAAAAAGCAGCCUCCAAACUCACGUAAAUGCAGUACAUGGUCGGAUCAAAUCUUUUGAGUGCGAAAUUUGUCGCAAAUCAUUUGGACUAAAGUGUUACUUGAAAACUCAUUUAAAUACAGUACAUAAUCGUGUCAAACCCUUCGAAUGUGAGAUUUGUCAAAAAUUAUUUAGCCGCAAGGACCGACUUAAAACUCAUAUUAAUGUAGUACAUGAUCGUAAGACACCCUUCGAGUGUGAGAUUUGUCAGAAACCAUUUGGAUCAAAAAGCAGCCUCCAAACUCACGUAAAUGUAGUACAUGGUCGGAUCAAAUCUUUCGAAUGCGAUAUUUGUCACAAAUCAUUUGGACUAAAAGGUGACCUCAAGAAACACAUAAAUGCAGUGCAUAAUCGUAGUAAACCCUUCGAAUGUGAAAUUUGUCAUAAAUCAUUUGGACGAAAAGAUUAUCUCAAAGUUCAUAUAAAUGCAGUACAUGAAGGUAGCAAACCAUUCGUGUGUGAGAUUUGUAACAAAUCAUUCGGACAACAGGGUCAUCUCUACAAACAUACAAAUGGAGUACAUAAUUAUAAUAAAGCCUUUGAAUGUGAUAUUUGUCACAAAUCAUUUGGACUAAAACAUCAUCUGAAUUCUCACUUAAAUACAGUACAUAAUCGUGUCAAGUCCUUCGAAUGUGAGAUUUGUCAAAGAUCAUUUGGACAAAGUGGUAACCUAAAUAAACACAGAAAUGUAGUUCAUGAUCAUAUAAAACCCUUUGAAUGUAACAUUUGUCAAAAAUCAUUUGGAUACAAACGUAGCCUCAAAACUCAUAUAAAUGCAGUGCACGAUCCUAACAAAGGAAGAGCGUGCAAUUCGUUCCAAGACAUCAGAACCCAAUGAAGAUUUAUACACUCACAUGAAUGCGCUUUGUAAUUUUGAA